This is a messenger RNA of Epinephelus moara (kelp grouper), 5170 nucleotides long. It is a transcript of the gene trim101, whose product is annotated as tripartite motif containing 101. The transcript is spliced from 11 exons. The record is from RefSeq and is a predicted model, not a curated record. Gene Ontology annotation, molecular function: zinc ion binding. Lineage: Eukaryota; Metazoa; Chordata; Actinopteri; Perciformes; Serranidae. The coding region runs from base 887 to 2542 and encodes 551 amino acids.
AAGCUGCGAACAAACAAACUCAGCAGUCGGCUACUUGUUUGGAAAAAGAGGAAUGGAGUGUUGGAUGAGCCGGAGGGAGGGUGUGUGAGGAAGAGGAGGACGAGCACUGGAAGGUGAAAAGGUGGAGAAGUUGGCUUCAUGUCCCCGUCCAGCAGAUCUAGUGUCAGUGCUCGGUGUCACUGGAGCUGAAGAGGAGAGCUGUGAGUGGAGAUCAAACGUCUUGGAUAUGAAACUACUUUUACUUGAACUGAUUGACCUGGAUGUGACCUGGACCUCAACUUUUGAUAGUGAUUUCUUCAGCGAUGUCUGUGAUUCUUCUCACCACUUAACUGGACAUUAGGAGCCUCUCCACAGCAACAAGUGCUUCACUGAAGUCAAACUGUCUGACUGUCUGACUGAGUGAGUGAGUGAGUGAGUGAGUCGGGGAUUUCCAGAUCUGAGACACAGUGUUGCCCUCUGCGGUCUGUGCAGUCAGCAGCUUUAUGCACAACUUACCCAACAAGUUUUAAAGCCAAAUUAAUCCUGGAAAUGAAACUGCAGCAUCCUAGAUUGUUAUAUGCAUGUAAAACCUGCAAAGACAGCAGCUGACAAUACUGAGAGACACUUUACUGUGAUAAAUGAUUAUAUUUAACUGACUAUUUUUAAAUUAAAACCGGAACAAACUCACCCUGAGGACCUCCAAAUAUAAAGUUCAGCCCUGCUCCUCCUGCAGGACUCUCGUUGUUGGUGCUUUACUCUCAGUUGCAGGAUUUUGGAAAAAUACAAAGAGCUGGAUUUACUCUUUGAGACACAAAUACGUCUCAGUAAAAUGAGUAUUUGAUUGUAUGUAGAGACAAGCAGAAAGACCAGAAAUAGGAAGAGGAAGACCAACUGCCUACAACUUUUAAUGACAGAGAGAAACUAUCCACCGACCGUCAUCAACCAUCAGCAGAUGGAGAGUAAGGAGGAGCUGAAGUUUGGUGGAGCGGCCAUGUCUCUGCCUGCAGACCUGAGCUGCCUGCAGGGCGGCGGGGGAGCAGAGGCGCUGGCGACGCUGGAGAAACAGCUGAUCUGUCCCAUCUGUCUGGAGCUCUUCAACAAGCCGGUGGUCAUCCUGCCCUGCCAGCACAACCUCUGCAGGAAGUGUGCCAACGAGCUUUAUCAGCCGUCCCUGUUCCAGGCUCGCACCACCAUGAUGGUAAACAGCGGACGCUUCCGCUGUCCGUCCUGCAGACAUGAGGUGGUGCUGGAUCGCCACGGUGUCUACGGCCUGCAACGAAACCUGCUGGUGGAGAACAUCAUCGACGUCUACAAACAGGAAGUCAGCAACAACAACAACGCCUCGAGCCCCCUCCCUCUUCCUCCUUCUCCUGCUCAGCUCACCUGUUCAGACCACGAGGGGGAGAAGGUGAACAUCUACUGCCUCACCUGUCAGGUUCCUACGUGUUCUCUCUGUAAAGUGUUUGGAGCUCAUCAGACCUGUCAGGUGGCUCCUCUGACAGACGUCCACCAGCAGAAGAAGGAUGAGCUGAGUGAAGGCGUCAGUUCUCUGGUGGCGUUCAACGACAAAGUCCAGGCUCUGAUCGAUGGGCUCGAGGAGACGUGCAGAACCAUAGAGGAGAACUGCAAGACUCAGAAACAAAGUGUGUGUGAGACGUUUGACCGAGUGUUUUCCAUCCUGGAGGAGAGACAGAAGGCGAUGACGCAGCGAAUCAGCUCAGAGGAGGAAGAGAAGACAGGCCACGCCCAGACGUUGGUGCGUUGCUAUGGAGAGAGCGUGGAGGCCAACAACAAGCUGGUGGAGAGAGCAACGAGCAGCAUGGAGGAGCCGGACAUGGCUGCUUUCGUUCAGAAUUCAAGAGAGCUGAUCAAAAAGGUGAUAACAGCGACCGGCUCGUGUCCAGCUGCGACACUGAAACCAGGUUAUGAGAGUUUGAGCCACUACAGAUUUAACUUCAGCCGACAGGAGAGAGCUCUGAGGAGCAUCGACUUCCCCAAAGUUGUGGAAGAUGUUCCUGAAGAACUAGAGGUGGAACAAGAGCCAGAAGAACCCAAAGAGCCAUCAGUGGAGAACAUAGACCCAAAACACCAUCAGGAAACCUCCACCCAGAACCUUGAAUCUGUUUCAGAACCAGUCAAAGAGCCGAUCCCAGCGCUGGUAUCCUCACCAGUGGAACCGGCUGCAGUAACACCAGCUCCAGGUGUGGUGAGGGACUCUGUGGAACCUGCAGGGGCGGUUCUCCUACCAGAGACUGAGGACCUGGACUUAGAUGACAGAGGAUCAAGUGUGAUGAAGAACAAAACAGAGGAGGAGGAGGAGGAGGAGGAAGAGGAGGUGGAGGAGGAGAGAUGUGCAGCUCCUGUUCCUGUUAAAGAGGGAAACAUCUGUGAGGAGCAGGAGGGGAUGAGCACGCAGCAGACGGAGACUGAGACAAGGAGUCCUGCUCAGACCAGUCCUCCCCUCUCCUCCUCCAUCCCUUCCUCCACUUUCACCCUCAGCGAGGCUCCUCGUCGGCCCAGUUUCAGCUUCUCCUGGCUGAACCCCCUCCACAAGAAGAAGUAGAGGAAGGAGAGAAGUGUUUGGAGGUGUUGUCUUGUUGAGGAGAUAAAGAGAGAAAGAUGCACUCCAGAGUCAGUUUAAUCUGCUCAGUGCUGCCCUGAGACUGGAAACACUUGAUCUUUGAUAAAACUUCAGUUGCAGUCAUUUUAUCAACGGUCUGUUUUGUUCCUAAUAUUAAUUCAGUUUGAAAUUUUUUAAAAAAGCCCUUGUGUGAUCUGCUCUGGAUCUGUGUGUGUCUGAAGGGAAAAACUUUGACCUGUUGGGCUCUUAUUUUGAAAACUUGAGAAUGACUUAAGAAGUUUAUUUCAUUUUAUUUUACUUUAUUUUUAUGGAAGCUGUUGCCUUUCACAACAAAGGUCUUCACAACUUUCAAGUUUGUGCUUUUAAUAAGUAGCAGAGGAGAAGUCAUACUGUAGUGUGGAGGUAGUAGUAUAUGUAAAAGUAGCAGAAGUCAUUAUUGCAGUAGUUGUAGUAGAGGUGAAAGAAGUAGUCAGUGGAAUGUAACUAAGUACAUUUACUCAAGUACUGUACUUAGGAACAAUUUUGACAUACCAUAAAACUUAAAUUAAUAGCUCUCACUAUUAUUUGCCUAAAUCACUGAAGUGAACAGGCCUUUAAUUCCUUUACAUAAAACUGUUGCUCAGCAAAGAUGGGAAAUAUGAUCAAACUUAUUUUGACACUUGUUUCAUGGCAGCUUUAUUACAGCUUCAGAGGUAGAGUCAGCCCUUAUUUUUUCAUCAUGCCUGUAAAUCUGAAUGAAUUAUGGUCUUGUCUGGCGCUCCUGGUUUUGAUCAAAUGAAAUGACUGAGCUAACAAUACGUAGCAUGUCCAUACUGAUAAAAGUUUCAACAUUUAUUUUUGUAUGUGCGAUCUUAACAGCUAACUAAUGUUAGCUCAAGUGAGCAGUCAACAGUCCGGGUAUAUAUUAUAUCCAGAGAACUUCUAUAAGAAUGACUGCUUAGCAACCAGACCAGGCCUCUAAUUGAGACAGGCCUUUAUUUGUCAAACUGUGUAGCUACACAAGGCUAGUAAAAGGGACUGGGUGUUUACUGAAAUUUUAUGGUACUUCUGAACUGAAUGGUUUUUAUUUCGUACAUACUUCUACUUCAGUACAAUUCAGAGGCAAAUAUUGUAUUUUUUACUGCAUUAUCUGACAGCUUACUAUUUACAUAUAAAACAUAUGCUUAUAUGAUACGAUGCAGUACUUUCAGUACUUUAAUCUACCCUGUAAAAGACAAAGUAUCUAACAUUGGCUCCACACUGAUGAACUACAGCAUUAAAAUACUCUUAUGUGUAGUUGUCAGUGAUAAAACAGAUAAUUACAAUAAGCUCUGCAACAUGAAUACUUUUACUUUUGAUAUUUUAAGUACAAUUUGAUGACAGGUACUUUUAUUUCGUAACAUUUUGAAUUCGGGACUUCUACUUGUAAUGGAGUAUUUUUAGACUGUGGUUUUUACUGUUUUAGAAUCUAAAUACUUCAUCCACCACUGCUACUAGUAGUAGUAGUUGUAGUGAUAAGGAAAAUGCCCUUUAAUAAAUGAAGCAGCACUAGUAUUUGUUUAGUUAGUUGCAGUGUUAGUAAAAGUACAGGUUUUUGUAGUUUUCACAAAACUUGUAGUCGAAGUAGCAGCGACAGCAGAAGUAGUAUUAGUUGUAAUGAUGGUACUGUGUUGACUGUGUGCCUGUAACUGUUGGUACAGAUGCAGGAUAUGAACAAAAAUUAUGUUGCUGUAAUUAUCACAGUAUUUUUAGUGUUUCACUGAAACUAAAUCAUUCAGACAUUUUUGCUCUUAAACAUUUAACAUCUUGUGCUGUGGUCAAAUUUCACUUAGAAGUUAUACAUAACUCAUGUAGGCAUAAAAACUAGGGAUGCGCGAUAUUGGAUUUUUUGCUGAUAUCCAAUAUGCUGAUAUAUAACAACUUAUUUGGCCGAUAACUGAUACAGAUAUCAAUUUAUUAUCCACGUUUUCCCCACCUAAUUUCAGUGAUCAUCAAGUCUCCUCUGCAGUGGAAUUAACAUCAUAUUAUUCAUGCAUACUCUUAUCAUGACGGCCCACCAGCAGAUGGAGACAUGAAAUACAAUACUUUUCAAUGUAUGUAAAUUUCAUCACUGUACAAAAUAAGAAAAAGCGUGUUGGCUGAUUCUGAUAGUUCAUUGUAAAGCCAAUAUUGACCGAUAACGAUGAUGCACUGAUAUUAUCGUGUAUCCCUAAUAAAAACUUAAUCAAUAUAAAUUUGAAGUUUAUCAAAAAUAGUCCCUAAUGUAACAGAGGAAUCAGCAGGAUGAAGCAGAGAAGCAGCAUUAACAGUAGAAGAAGUACAUGUGUUAGUUUUAAAAGUCUUCUAGAAGACCCAGACACCCAGUUUGAGACAUUUUGAAUGGUGAUUUUGGAUGGCACAUGUGGUUCAGAGUGCUUUGGUGUGGAUAAUGAUAAUGUUCAGUUUCUUUAUUUUUCUUUUUUUUUUUUUGUUCUAGGCAAUCUUUCUUUUGCAGCUUUUAUGUGAGUUUGUGAGUGAGUGUCUGGACUCUUUGAUUGUCUGCUGUUGUGUAGGCUGGUGUCUGUUUAUAAUGCAGUGGGUCAGAUAAGAUAAUGGUUUUGUUUGAUACAUGUAUUGAUUAAAUAAAUCUGA